AUGGCUGGAUAUGAUGACGAUCCGAUUCUCAAAGUGAGACAAGGAGCACAAAGCCCGGACAACCUCUGGAAGGCAUGGGCACGAGUUGAGUCUGUCAAACGCCUUAUAUGCUGCCUUCUCUACUUGGACAUGGCCUAUGCCCGGCUGAUGAGCACGUCCGGGGUUAUUGCAAUAGACAAGGUCGAAGUAUACUUGCCGUGUGACGAUGCUCUCUUUGAAAAUGCAACAACAGCCACGGCGUUCUUGCGCUCGGUGCAACAAGGUGCACGUAUCGCAAUGCCUCGAAUGAAUGUCCGGAGUGUUCACGAAUUGUCACCGUCUAAGCUCAACCAGAAUUCUACUCAGAUCCUCCUCCGUUCUCUCUACCUCAGACUGAUAGCAGCCAAAGCCAGACUUUCAGAAAAACAUGGACGGAACGAACAUUCCCAGUCUAUCAGCCUUGCUGAGAGCUUUUCAACGGAUGAGGAUUACAAGACCAUCAUUGCUGACGUUGUAUUGCUGCCCAAGGCGCAUGCCAGCUUCUUGGGUGAACGACAUCAGAACAAUGCGUUAGGCUGGCAUUAUCUGUGCAUUCUAUUGACAACGGACGUUGACCUUUUGGAAACUGCGUGCGGUCGUGAUGGGUUGGAAGCUGCUGAGGACUCCCUAGUUCAUGUUUUCAGAUGGUCGCAGUCAAGUAGUGCUCGCAGGGCCCUACUCCAUGCGGCUCAAGUAUUCAGCAUCUUGGAUUCGUGCCUCGUCCGCGAAUCGUAUCUCACUCGACCGGAUUUGGUACUAUUUGUCUCAGCGCUUGUGAUAAGUCAAUACUUCCUUGUUACUAGCUACACAGGUAAUGGCUCUGGUGGACCUGUUUUUGAGCUGCUCCGUGACGUAGAUUGGACUACAGUCGGAGACGAAGGGUUUGGGCGAGCUACUGGGUAUUUACCGCUGGGAAGGCUUGGACGUGAAACAGUCAAUUCGAACCCCGCCAUUGGAUUUAUAAACAAAGGUGGCUCUGUUUCGUUUGCUGGAGAAGUGCAAGGGCUUGGCGGCGCGGCUGCUAAGAAGAUUGCCAGGAAGUUUGCUCAUCUUAUGGAUGGCUUUGGCAAAUGGGAUGGAUGUAGCUAUUCUCAACUCUUGAGGGUAAUGUGUGGGUUCACGCAUGAAUCCGACUGA
Molecule: messenger RNA, 1155 nt
Organism: Fusarium odoratissimum NRRL 54006
Lineage: Eukaryota; Fungi; Ascomycota; Sordariomycetes; Hypocreales; Nectriaceae
Exons: 2
Coding region: 1-1155 (384 amino acids)
Biological process (GO): DNA-templated transcription
Molecular function (GO): DNA binding; zinc ion binding
Source: RefSeq, a predicted model, not a curated record